Messenger RNA from Astyanax mexicanus (Mexican tetra), 4411 nucleotides. It is a transcript of the gene aqp9b, whose product is annotated as aquaporin 9b. The transcript is spliced from 6 exons. Lineage: Eukaryota; Metazoa; Chordata; Actinopteri; Characiformes; Acestrorhamphidae. Bases 47 to 919 code for a protein of 290 amino acids. Gene Ontology annotation, cellular component: basolateral plasma membrane; plasma membrane. Gene Ontology annotation, molecular function: urea transmembrane transporter activity; water channel activity; glycerol channel activity. Gene Ontology annotation, biological process: glycerol transmembrane transport; water transport. The record is from RefSeq and is a predicted model, not a curated record.
GCGCGCAGUGCGCGUUCAGAGGCGCGCUGACUGAGAUCUGAGAGAGAUGGAGCUGGACAGCAGGAGGAACCUGAGGGAGAGAUGCGCCCUGAAGCAGGACAUCCUCAGAGAGUUCCUGGCGGAGAUCCUGGGAACCUUCGUGCUGAUACUCUUCGGCUGUGGUUCCGUGGCCCAGACUGUGCUGAGCAAAGGGGCUCUGGGAGAACCACUCACCAUCCAUAUUGGCUUCACCACUGGAGUGAUGCUGGCCGUCUACAUGGCAGGAGGAGUGUCAGGAGGCCAUGUUAACCCAGCUGUAUCUUUGGCUAUGGUGGUCCUCGGGAAGCUUCCACUGAAGAAAUUCCCUGUGUACGUGGUUGCACAGUUCAUUGGUGCGUUUGCAGGCUCCUGUGCUGUGUUCGGGCUGUACUAUGAUGCCUUGAUGGACCACACCAAUGGUGUUCUGCUGGUCACGGGUGAAAAUGCCACUGCAAACAUAUUUGCCUCCUAUCCAGCAAAACAUCUCUCAGUACUUAAUGGAUUCAUUGAUCAGGUGGUGGGCACAGGGGCCUUGGUGCUGUGUAUUCUGGCGAUAGUGGACAGGAAGAACAUGGGAGCACCAAAAGGGAUGGAGCCGCUGAUCAUCGGUCUGACCAUCCUGGCCAUUGGAGUUUCCAUGGGGCUGAACUGUGGAUAUCCCAUCAACCCCGCCAGAGACCUGGGCCCCAGACUCUUCACCGCCAUCGCAGGGUGGGGGAUGGACGUGUUUAGGGCGGGGGGCUGCUGGUGGUGGAUCCCGGUGGCCGGGCCGAUGGUUGGCGGGGUGGUGGGCGCGGUCAUAUACUUCCUGGUGAUAGAGCUGCACCACCCAGAGCCCGAGAAACAGAGCGAAGAGGAGAAUAACGUUAAGGACAAAUACGAGAUGAUCACCAUGAGCUAAAGAAGAGAAGCUAAAACAAAUGGGACACACUGUUCACCUCAGACAGCCACCAUUCUACAAAACCUCUCUAUCUAUCUUUUUGUCUGUCUGUCUCUUCUUUUCCUCCUCUCUUUUUCCUCUCUCUGUGCUUUUAAUAGACUCUUAAAGAAAUACUCCAGAGGUUUUACAACCCAAUCUGUACCUGCAGAACCUGUAUUUUUCUCAGUUUUUCUAGCUACUAUUAUACUUUAUUUAGACAGAAGUAUUGGGACACAUUCUUAUGCAUUGCUUUUACCAAAAUUAAGAGUAUUAAAAAGAGUGGAGUAACUGUCUCUACUGCAGAGCAGGGUAGAUUAUUUCAACCAUUGCUGUGAGGACAGGGUGUUGGAUAAUAGAACUUCACCUUAUUCCCAACUUCUCAACUCAUCCCAAAAGUAUCAAAUGGAGCCCUCUAGCCAAGAGAGUCCUAUUCUAAUGGCAGCUCUUUCCUACAGGGACUGGACAAGCUGUGUGUCAAGGAUGGUGCAUCUUAUAAAGUAGCUCAAUGCAUUCCUCAGUUUGUACACAAAUACUAAAGCAGUAUUUUGCAAGAAUUUGUAUUUUUUGUUCCUAGGCUCCUCCUACAGGUGGAGAGUGUAAUUCACUUUUACUCCACUGCAGUAAAUACAAAUCACACUUUGAGCGCAUCCUUAUAGACAGCUGUAGGCUGAAAUGGUAAAGUAAUAUUACAAGAUUUUACACUAAUAUAUAUGACUCAGGUUACUCAUACCUCCUUUCCACCAACAAAGUGCUGGUGCUGGAGCUGGUGCCGGUUCCUGCAAACUUUUUAAGAACUGGCACAUUUUUUCACUGCUUUAAUGAGGUUUGAUGAUGGUUUGAAACUUUUUUUUUUGUGACGCUUGAACACAAGUUCACUGGUUCCAGACCAGCAAGAACGGCACCAAAUUUUCUGGUCAAGAACCUGUGAUUUUGUGGUGGAAAAGCACAGAACCGUUUGGGAACUUGCCACCAGAAAAGUGCCCUCAGUGUUACACAGUUCUAGAGAGAGGGGAACCUUGCCGCUCCACCAAAGAUGCAUAGUGCAGUAGCAGCAUUCCGACAUGAAGUGGGAAUAUAACAGAGACGCCAUUUUCCACGAUUUUGCCCAGUGGAGCAUCAACAUAAUUCAGAAACUGUACUUUUUAGGCAAUGUUGUUGCAUAAUUAUAUUUAAAAUGGGAAUUUAUUUAUUGUCUAUAGCAGUCAACAGUGUGAUACAGACAAAGCAGAUAGCAAUUAAGUAAAAAAAACUUCUGGAGAAUUUCUUUAAGACACGUUUGCUUUUUGCUCUGAAAGCACAAAGCACUAUGUUCGCCAAGUGUACUGUUACUAUAGUGUGUAUGCGAAGAUGAAUAGUAUAUAAUGCAUGAUUAAUAAUAUGAACAAUUUUAUGACUUUAUACCAAGUAGUUAUUUCAGAAAUACAAGAAAACAGAAAAGGUUUAUACAGUCAUUGAUUCAUACCUACACUAUAUGGACAAAAGUAUUGGGAUCAUACCUGUCAAGUUUUAGAUUUAAAAAUAAGGGAUAUUUUCCUCUGUCCGCUUAAAGCCGUCCCACCAGCCCAACGAAGGUUCAGUAUCCCUUACAUUUUAAAACAGGUUUACAAAAAAUCUAAAAUAACCACCUGUGAACCACUGUCUACCUUUGUUGACACUGACAUUUCUACAUAUGCCAUUCUUUUAAUACAGCCAAAUUAAAAACCCCUUUUCUAGAUAUUUAAAAAAAGUUAAGAUUUCAUGUCUUUUUUUGCAUAAAUGCACUCUUAUAUAUGAUAUAUUUUUUAUUUAUUUAAUGGAUUUAAAACUGAACAAAGGGUGCACACAUUCUGCAAAAUGACUGUUGGUGACCUAAAAAUAGUAUCAUGAGUUCUUACUAAAAGGACAUGGACCAGAUAUAUUCCAUCAGUAAAAAUUAGUCCUAAGGGGUCUACACAAUUAAUAAUUUUUAAUUAUACUUCUUUCUUUUGAUCACUCCACCCCUGAUCAGUUCAGUUAAUAUCGGUCCUCUCCACAUUUCUAGUUAAACUGAGUCACAAGCUGUAAUUUUUUUUAUUUUAUAAGGUUUAAUCUGUGUGAUUUGAUUCGGAGACGAGUAUUUUUAAGCAGCUAUCAGAAAAAUCUCAUCACAGUUUACAUGAUUAGCCUACCAUUACCUUUCUUUUAGAAAAAUCGCUGUAUAUGCAGAUCUGUUUUAACAUCAGCUGCUCCGACUAGCUGCCUGAACUCACGUAUUAUAAUACGGAUGGACGCAUGAUAAUGCGGAGGACGGCGGGAAAGAGGAGUAAAAUACGGUAGUUUCCCAGCCAAAACGAGAGACUUGACAGGUAUGAUUGGGAUACUUUCAGAAGCUUUUAUAACGUGCAGUUUUAAACUCAUAAGCAUUCAUGUCCCUUUGCAUUUCUAACAGCAGUUGUGGAGCUCUGCAGUUAUUGAUCAGUGGAGCAUUAGACACUCUUAGGAUGGAGAUAUACUUGCUGUGAAUGCAUUCGCAUACACAAACACAUAAUGCCACAAGUAUCCUGCAUCUGUUUUGGGGUGUUGGUUGUCAGAACAGCUGGUGAGAGAUAAAGAGCACAAAAUCCCCUAAAAAUCCCUGUGGAAACGUGCACAAUAAAAUGGAAACAAAUCUGUUUUGUCCACACAGUGCUGCCCUCUAGUGGAAGCCUUCAGUGGAAGCACACAGACAAGCAUGUGAACUGUUACACGCUCUAUAAGAACUGCCUGGCCAAACAGCAGGUAUACCACUAUUCUUAGGCUCAAAACAUAUUGCACAUAAGAAUUCAAACACAGGCGCAACAUACUGCACAGACUGGGUUUUGCAAGUUGUUGGGUUUAAAAAGUAUGCGUUUCGAUACGUUUGUCCAUAUAAUGCACUUCUAAUCAGUUUUAUAAGGUUUUAAAUCAGAACUGGGGUCAUUUUUGUGCGGGCCUAACGAAAAUGUAAAAGCAUCAAAACCAGACAGUAUUAUACAGUAGUUCUAUGUUGCUGUCCCACAUCUUUUCAGUAUAUUGUCUGGCAAAUUUAAUUCUGAAUUAGAAAUAGAACAAAAAUUAAAUAGAUUUUUUUACCUCUGUUAAAAGCAUUUCUUUACAAUUAAAUAAAGGUGCAACAAUUAUUUUGAUUUCUUUACAGCCAGAUUGAGCAUUUAUCUGCUGUUUUGAUAGUUUUGAUAAUCUAUUGAUUAUUAUUUUAUAGUUGUAAGCUAGCUUUUUUAUUUUCUAUGAAAUGCCAUGAAUGCCAUUUUCCUCAGCUCUUAUUUUCCAGUAUAAUAAGCUGUUAGAUAUGAGGUCUACUCACACAACACAUUUCAGUGCUGUACAAUGAUUCAUUUGUCACUGUCUGCCAUGAUUAGAGAAUGAAAAAUGUGUUUUUAUUGUGUUAAAUGGGAUUUUUAUUACAGUUUAUAUUUAAUACUGUAAUGCAGUUUGCUCUUCCACUUUGUGGUGUAAAUAAACACACUGGUAUGAAACACA